Molecule: messenger RNA, 4525 nt
Organism: Patella vulgata (common limpet)
Lineage: Eukaryota; Metazoa; Mollusca; Gastropoda; Patellidae
Exons: 18
Coding region: 50-2863 (937 amino acids)
Biological process (GO): proteolysis
Molecular function (GO): metalloendopeptidase activity
Source: RefSeq, a predicted model, not a curated record
AAGUUUCUACACCAGUUCAUUCCCACCGUUUGUUAUACCUGCAUACAAAAUGUUGCCGUAUACCACUGUUUGGAUUUAUAGUUGUAUAUUUGUUUGUAUCCAAGGUCAAGUUUGGGAUGCAUAUAUAAAGUUUCAUAGUCAGCCUGGAAAUAACAAGUGCGAUUUCCAUGAUACGAUACAUGUUACUUUACAGACAAAUGAUUCUGAACAUUUUCUUGGUCUAAAACGUAACGAUGACAUCGACACACAGUUACCUUUGUAUUCAAUCUCUGCUGAUACCGAGGGAAAUACGCUCUAUAAAAGACAUUAUGAUACUGUCGGAAAAAAAAUAGCUGUUUAUCAGGACUUACAAAAUGGCGCCUCGCUGUUGAUCCAAUGUAUUAACGAAGUCAGUGAAACAGACGGUCAUUUUCUUAUGGAUGGGCAUUUGUAUUUGAAGAAUAGUCAUUAUCGAAUAGAACCAGUUCUGACGAAUGGUCAAGUAGAUCGUCAUCCCGAUAAUAAAUACAAACAUCGUUAUAGUCUCUCUGUACAGGAAGAUCACCAUAGCUGCCACGUAGAAAAACCUUCUGACGAUAACUUCAAUGCACCUUCUUCCAAACAAAAGAGAAUUAAAAGAGAAACUGCAACAUUACCACCAAUCGUUAUUGAUAUAUCGGUACAUGUAGACAAAGAAGGGUUUAAAGCGUGGCAAGACAGAUCGAAAAAUGAUGAAGAAGCAAGAGCCGUCGUAAAGAAAUAUUUUACGCACGUCAUCAGUGGGAUAAAUUUGAGAUACCAAUCUAUGAAACCAGAUUUAAACGUGGUUGUUAGACCGAUAUCUAUAACCAUUCAUGAGAUUGAACGUCCAUUUACAGAUGGCAUAAAGGAGAUAAGAAAUGGCGUAGAAACUGUAAAUGCUGAACAUGUUUUAACUAAUUUAACUAGUUGGAUUCAAUCUAAUACAAAUACUGUUGGCAAUUAUGAUCAUGUCAUGCUAUUUACCGGAUAUGAUUUAUAUAGUACUGGCAAUGAAGAGUUUACAGCCGGGUUAGCUUCUGUCGGUACCUUGUGUAAAACAGACGGCACCAGUGUGUCUGUGGUAGAAGACCGAGGUGGAUACCAGAGUAUUGUUACAGCUACACACGAAUUGGGACACGGGACAAACGCUGAGCAUGAUGGAAGUGGGAACCCGUGUAAAGCACUGGAAAGAUAUAUAAUGUCACCUAGAACAUAUAAUGAAACAGCAGAAACUGCUCUUAACCCAUGGAAAUUUUCUUCUUGUUCUAAAGAUUCCUUUAAAGCCUUCUUAUCAGAACUUGUAAAUAAUUCGGACACACAAGACUGUGUUACUAAAUCAAUAAGCCAGACUGGUAUACCUAAUAUUACUAAUGAGCUUGCUGGUCAGUUGUAUGGUCCUGAUGAACAGUGUCGUCACAUUUUCUCCGCUGAUUCUUAUGUAUGCCGUGAUAGAAUUUUUGGUAAUGAGACUGAUAUAUGUAGAAAGAUGUUUUGUCAUGUAACUGGUACAUUAUGUCGAGGUAUAAUACCAGCUCAAGGUACUUCUUGUGGAGAUAAAAAGUGGUGUAUUCAAGGUGAAUGUGUAGCAAAUAUACGUGCCCCAGAUCGAGCAGCUGGGUGUAUAUAUGGAGACCAUGAUGGCACGGUACCUAACGCAAAAGAAUCAGUAACUUGUAAUGAUAUCAAAACAACUUUUAAUGGUUAUUGUUACAAAGGAUAUGCUGACAGUUGCUGUGAAACCUGUGCACAAGUGAAGACCAAUAAUUCAGAUUGCUUGUAUGGGGAUAAGGCCAAAGAUUGUAAUGUUAAUAGAUGUGGAAAAAAAUUAGAAAAUAGCGACAUGCUCUAUGACGUAGAUUGCUGUGGUACGUGUGAGGGAAUAACCACUGACAUAACUUCUACCACGACCACAACAACUACCUCAAUUACACCAAGUUGCACGGAUGUUCCUAGCGUUAAUGGAAAAACCUGUUCUGAAUACUUACAAGACCGAGGGAGUCGUCAGUGUUAUGAACCAAAAACUAAGGAGGCAUGCUGUGCAUCAUGUAGACAACGUAAAGAAAAUAUACUUGAUUGUGAAUAUGGUGAUAAACCUGAAGUCUGUGACAUCAGUUCUUGUGGCAAACCAGUAGAAGGAGGCGGGACGUACACAGAUGCGUGCUGUAAAACAUGUGCGACUGAUACGACACCAUCGACACCAACAAUGAUGACUGAUACGCCUUGUGUGGAUAAUAACGACAUUGAUGGUAUGACGUGUGCUGUGUAUAUAACCAAGAAUGGUAAAGCUAGUUGUUAUUUGAGUAAUGUUGUAACAACUUGCUGUCAGACUUGUACAGCGUAUAAAGUUAUUUCUCAACCAGGUUGUGAAUAUGGUGACCGAGAGGCUUCCUGUUCUUCUGUUGAUUUUACUAGUUUUGCGGCAUGUGGUACACAGAGUAAACAGCAAUGUUGUGAAAGUUGUGCUAAGUUGAAAGAGCAACCGGUAUCACCGUGUAAUGAUACGGCGGGUAUUGGGGGACUAUCUUGCAAUGAAUAUAUAGCUAAAAACAAAAAGGUCUCGUGUUAUAAUGAGGAUGUUAAACGCUUGUGUUGUAAAUCUUGCCAUUUUGUCGCAGACGAUAAGAAAAAAGGCUGUGAAUAUGGGGACUUAUAUGCCGAUACUUGCAAUCUGCUUGACUUUAGCAAGUAUGAUAAUUGUGGUACAACAACGAAAUUUUACUGCUGUGAUAAAUGUUUAAAGUUAGAUGAUUCUGACAAUGCUGAUCCUGGUAAUGCUAUACGAAACGGUGGGAGUACAUUGCUCAUUGUUAGUCUGCUUUGUAUUGCGUUCUGUUUUUGCCAUACAAAUAUGGGGUUGUUAUAAAUGCCAAAGAAAACUAUUUUGAUUAACCCACGAGAAAACGUUACUUCGGACACAUUCCGAACCAGUUGUCUUUCAUACAUUAAGUUUGUAUUAUAUUAUUCAUUGUGCAUCCUACUCAUUUGUAUAUCUUACUAAAGAUUCACUGUGUGUAUAACUUGUACUUUGCUUACAUACAGUUGUCAUCAAAAAUUAAUAAAAUACAACGGGAUAUAUACCUGGGGCAGGUUGUUCAAAACUCAGUUAUUUUAACGACCCGUUAAACGUGUCGUUUGGUUAAUUGUUGUUAAAUAUAUUUUACUGGAAAGUCAAGUUAGCUAACGGCCUGAUUAAAGUUAUUUUUUUUAAAUUCAAUGUGCAUGUAAUAUAACUUCAUAGAAGUUAGUAUCAACAAGAAUCUGAAGAAAGUGGGACAACUGUGAAGUCUGUUCACAAAAUUUGAUUAAAUACAACAAGAUAACUGUAAAAUGUCCUACAGAAAACACUGUUAAAAAUCUAUAGAAUACUAUAGUAUUUUCCGAUAGAAAUUUUACCAUAAAUCUGUUGGAAAAAGUAUAGGAUAUGCGCCCUAGAAACUGUAGAUCAUUUCCUGCAGGCUCCCAAAAUUCUGUAAAAUACUAUAUAAUUUCAUCCUACAGAAAACAAACUCCGUAGAAUGUUCUAUAGACUUUUAUAGAAAACUACACUGGUAUUCUAUAGCUAAGGGUAUAGAUAGCCGACUCAUGCCAUCGCUAAACCGAUAACGGGGCUCAACGCCGUCGUUAAAUAUAACGGCAAGUUAACAUGUUAAAGAUAACGGGGCUUCCUGCAACAGACUUUCUCUCCGUGAAAGAUAACAAACUGUUAACACCAUGCGAGUCUUUAUAAGUUAACAGAGCUUUGAACAACCGACCCCUAGACAUUUUAAAUAGGGAUCAAGCGACGUUGAAUUAUUUUUCACCUGUGGACAGCGGGUUCCUGGUUAUACUAACAACAGAAUCCAUAGAAAGAGGUCGAAAGGGACCGAAAGUCGAGUGGGUUAACAAACUAGUUUGGCUGUUAAAAGAUGAAAUCUCAAGGUCAGAUUUGAUGCACUUAAGCUACUAUUUAGAAUUCGUAUAACUGCUUUUGAAAUCAUUGAUUUGUACCCAUUCCUUUCAGUGCGCCACUAAUAUUAUCACAGCUAAUGUCAACGGCUAGUGUCAUCCCUUUCUUAAUCAGUUUCCUAAAAUGAAGUGUCCCAGAUCAGUUUGACUACAAAAAUAGGGCUUCAGACUUAGUCGAAUUUUUUUGGCUAUGGUAAAAAUAAGACUGCACUUUUCUGAUGUCUUAUAACUUCAUCUUCGGUUUAAAAUAUUGUAUAUUUUGUUUGUUUUCUGAUGUUUUUUUUUUUUGUUUUUUUUUUUGUUUUUUGGGGGUGGGGGUAUUGGGUUUUUUUAUUUGUCCUGAUUUAUGUCAAAUGAAAUGUUAGAAUCUCAAAAACACCGAGUAUAUAUGCUGUGUAUAUAUUAAGGGUAAACCUUUAAACUAUAGUCAAAUCGAGGGAAGAAAAAAUGGUUGUUAGUAGUCUAUAUUUAAAUAUGCCGGUAUUAUAUACUAAUACAAUGUAUGCUGAUAUAAUAUUGUUCUAGGAAUUAUAUUUGUGGGAUUUAUAAUAUAUUUGUAAAUAAAACUAAUGAAAUGGUU